Molecule: messenger RNA, 2393 nt
Organism: Rhipicephalus microplus (southern cattle tick)
Lineage: Eukaryota; Metazoa; Arthropoda; Arachnida; Ixodida; Ixodidae
Gene: Pink1
Product: PTEN-induced putative kinase 1
Biological process (GO): regulation of apoptotic process; positive regulation of mitochondrial fission; autophagy of mitochondrion
Cellular component (GO): mitochondrion
Molecular function (GO): protein serine/threonine kinase activity; ATP binding
Source: RefSeq, a predicted model, not a curated record
GCUCUCAAAAGGUUCGUGCAUAGCCUCUUAUAUAACUAACUAAAGUUAUAGAAAAGGCUAUGGUUCGUGCCACCCGGUGGCAGCAGACGCGGCCUGGUAGUAGUCGUUUCGUGUUUGUGUCUGCGUUAGCCGUAGUGGAAGAGGUUUGCCGUCCGUAUUGCCAGCGUUGCUGACGGCAACACUCGUGGAGCUCGCGGUUGUUUAAUCGGCCGUGAUGAAGCUGCUAUCUGCCUGGAGGCCGUUGAGCAGCGCGUGUGCCCAGCAGUCGCGCCGCUGCUACUCAAUCACCACAAAUGGCGAGCACUGGCUGCACGGCUACCUGAGCGAUGCGAUGGUGCGCUUUCGGGUUGCCCUGCGCACCCUGUGGCCCCGCGGUCGAGUGGCCGUUCACCGUGGCCAGGGACCGCCGGUGCUGUCACGUUACCUGCAGCGGUGGGCGAAACAAACGCGAGCUGCCGACUUGCGGAGACGCGCCGCCCGUCAGCUGUUCGCCGGCGCUCGCCUGCCGCUCAUGGGGCUCACUGGUGUGUGCCUCAUCACCAAACCAUCCCUGGUCACCAGCGAAGAGGAACUGGAGAGUGUCUGCGUCGCACUGCGGGAGCUGGCUGUCACAAUGAGCCGCAAGCGAGAGGGGGCACAGAUGCCAGACAAGGCAGCAGUCAAUCUGGAUGACCUCGAGUUGGGCACUGUGCUAGGCAAAGGUGCCAAUGCGAUCGUGUACAGUGGCCGCUGGAGAGUGCCUGUCAGUACCCAAAAACGUCCUGUGGCAACCGAUGACAAUAAGACUGCCAGUUUUCCAUUGUCCACAGCUGCUGCCAAAGACUUGGGGGGUGAGCAGACACAGCAAGAGGCGUCGACAGUAAAGGAUUUGGCAGUUCCUGUGAAACACAUGCAAGAGUUUUCGCCUGCUGCAACCAUGAAAGCAGAUGAGCUCCAUUUUGACCUGGCUGUCAAGGUGCUGUUCAACUACUAUGCAGCAUCCAAUGCAACAGCCAUCUGGGACUCUCUGCAGAAGGAGUGCCUUCCCGUGUUGGUCAACCAGCUUCUGCCCAAAGGCUUGUGGCGUUGCCGCCUGCCCCCCCAUGCCCACAUAGUGGAGAUGCCAGUGGCAUUUGUGGACUCGGUGUCCCUGCUUCCUGGUGCCACCGUACUCUGGCCGAGUGCCCUGUCUCCUCGCUUGCACCCAGGAGGAUGCGGGCGCAACGCCACUCUUUACCUCGUCAUGCGCAGGUACCAGUGCAGCCUGGCCGAGUAUCUUCAGAGUCAUGUUGCAGCCAGCAGAGACCCGCGAGUGCAGCUCAGCCUCCUCUGCCAGUUGCUGGAGGCUGUCUGCCACCUGGGCCAACACGGUGUGGCCCAUCGGGAUCUCAAGGCCGACAACUUGCUCCUUGAUCUCUCCAAGGGUACAGCAAGUCCCAAGCUGGUUCUGUCGGAUUUCGGCAGCUGCCUGGCCAACUUACAUCUUCAUUUUGUCUCACCUGAGGUCAACCGUGGCGGCAACCCAGCACUCAUGGCACCCGAGGUUGCAGGAGCUGAACCAGGCUUGCUUUCGAUUAUCGAUUACCGACGCGCCGACUUAUGGGCAGCAGGCACCCUAGCGUAUGAGUUGUAUGGAGCACCAAAUCCAUUCUACAACCUUGACAGCCGCACCUAUGCCGAGUCAGACUUGCCCCAACCGCCUGGUGCCAUGCCUCCGGUGGUGAAAGCACUGGUCUCUGAUAUGCUGCGAAGGGAUCCAAAAGAGCGUCCCAGCCCUGCUGUAGCAGCAACCAUCUGCGAAAUGCUUCUACUAGCUCCUAAAGACCUCAUUGAAGGUUCCAGGGACUGUACAGAUGUACGACGCAUCCUUCGUUGGCUGUGCAGCCUCACAGCCAACACCCUGCUCCACUGGGAUGAGAGCACGUCCCAAGUAGAUGGUGUGUCAUCCUUUACCAUGGAUCAGACAGAGGAGCUCCAUUUAGAUCGUACAACCCGUCAAGUGGAUAUCACCUUUGCUGAUAAAAGUGUAGUGCAAGAUCUCCAGUUGGGACCUACAUCAGCCAGACCCAAGUUGCAUUCAAUGUCUCUUGAGCUUGCAAAAGUCCUACUGUGUAGAGUCAGCUUGCCACAAGCAGUCGAAGCACUUCAAUACAUCCGAGCUCACGGGACUUGCAUUUAACAUUAUUUCAGCAGCAACACCUGACAAAAAUUUUGUUCCCCUGUGCACAGUAGUAUGCUUUCUUUCUGGGUACCUGUAGGAAAAUUUGUAUCUAGGUUCUUUCCAAGCUACUUGAACUGGCACAUGAGCUUACAUGCUCUGGUGCGAGGCGAGGCGAGCACUGUAGGGAUUAAACACGCGCAUGCUGUGGUAAACAGUGUAGAUAAUGUGCAUAAUAAAGAUUUUGAUCUUGCCG